CCUUCAGCAAGAUUCGGAGCCCAUCCUCCAUCGUCCACCUUCCUUUUCUGCUAUACUAUCCAUAUAGAAUCUGCAGGUAGAAGUAGGCUGUGAUGGCGGAAAACCAAGAAAACAGUGCAUUGUUCCCGAUAUUCAUAUUGGCAGUAAUUGGUCUGCCUUUAGUUCCUUAUACUGUGCUCAAAAUUUCCCGUGCUGCUUCAAAGGGUAAAAGGAGCAUCCACUGUGAGUGUUCUGUGUGCACACGAUCUGGAAAGCAUCUCAAAUCAAAUUCUCAGAAGAUCUCGAGCUUGUUAAGCUGCAGUAACUUGACUCUUCUUUUGCUUUGGUUGAUUGUUGGCCUACUUGCUUAUUCCAUUAAACAAACCAAACGUGAGAUUCAAGUGUUUGAACCAUUUAGUAUUCUUGGACUGGAGCCUGGAGCUUCAGAUUCAGCGAUAAAGAAGGCAUAUAGGAGGCUUUCAAUUCAGUACCAUCCAGAUAAAAAUCCUGACCCUGAUGCAAAUAGGUAUUUCGUGGAACAUGUAUCCAAAGCAUACCAGGCUCUGACAGAUCCCAUUUCUCGUGAGAAUUAUGAAAAAUAUGGCCAUCCUGAUGGUAGACAGGGGUUUCAAAUUGGAAUAGCUCUUCCUGAGUUCAUGCUUGCUGGUGCAUCAGGUGGAGUACUGUUAAUAUGGAUUCUUGGAGGAUUUGUUCUGUUGCCACUGAUUGUUGGUGUCAUAUAUUUGUCAAGAUCGUCACAGUAUUCUGGAAAUGUCAGACGAGAAACUUUGUCCUCCUAUUAUAAAUUUAUGAAACCAUCUUUGGCUCCAAGCAAAACAUUGGAACUAUUCAUAAAAGCUGCUGAAUAUAUGGAGAUUCCAGUUCGAAGACUUGAUGAAGAACCUCUUCGGAAGCUCUUUUUAAUUUUAAAGGGAGAGUUGAACUUGGAUGGCAAGAAUGCAAAACAGGAACAUGCAAAAUAUUGGAAGCAACACCCUUCUCUAAUUAAGGCCGAGUUGCUGAUUCAAGCACAUUUAACUCGCAAAACAGAGACUUUAUCCCCGGAUUUGCAGAAAGACUACAAACAUAUGCUACAACUCGCCCCUCGCCUGUUGGAAGAACUAUUUGUGAUGGCUACUCUGCCACGCACCCCUAAGGGACAUGGAUGGCUGAGACCUGCAGUAGGAUUUGUUGAACUUUCCCAAUGUAUUGUUCAGGGAAUUCCUCUUAGUGCAAGGAAGGCAACUCGAGGAGGGUCUGGUGGUGGUGAAGGUGUUGCUUCUUUUGUGCAGCUUCCCCAUUUCAGUGAUACAGUUAUUGAAAAGAUAGUACAGAAAGCACGAACAUUCCAGGAAUUCCAAGACCUCACUUCUGAAGAACGGGCCAGGCUGCUCAUGAAUGUGGCUGGUUUAUCCUCUUCUGAAGCACAAGACGUUGAGAAGGUUCUGGAACUGAUGCCACAUAUCACACUUGAAGUCAGUUGUGAGACAGAAGGGGAGGAGGGGAUACAAGAGGGAGACAUCGUCACAGUACAGGCAUGGGUGACGCUAGAGCGCAACAAUGGAUUGACUGCUGCCCUCCCACACUGCCCGUUCUAUCCGUUCCUCAAGGAUGAGAAUUUCUGGUUUUUACUUGCAGAUGCAAAUUCGAAUGACGUUUGGUUCUCUGAAAAGGUCAACUUCAUGGAUGAAAUCGGGGCAGUGACUGCUGCUGUGAAAGUAAUUGAGGAUAAAAUGGAAGCUUUAGGGGAAGAAGGAAAGAAAACAAGUGUUGCAGUUAAAGAAGUUGCUGAAAGAGUGAGGGGUGGGUCCCGACUGGUGAUGGGAAAGAUCAGAGCUCCCGCUGAAGGGAAUUACAACCUGACUGGUUAUUUGUUGUGUGAUUCAUGGAUGGGAUGUGACGAGGCGGUAAGCUUGAAGGUUAAAGUGUUGAAAAGGAACAGAGCUGGAACCCGUGGUGGUGGUGAACAGAAUAUUCCCAAUGACACCGGGGAUGAAGAAGAUGAAGAUGAUGGUGAUAAUGAUGAUGAGGUCGAGAGCGAGUACAGUGAAGAUGAGGAGGUCAGGGAAGUUACUAUUACAGGUAAAAGGGGCAAAGCCAUUGGGAAAAAGAACCGUUAGGGAAUCUUUUUUUAGCUGACAUGUCUUUACUUUAGAUGAUGACUUUAUAUUACUGGUUUUCCUUGGUCAUUGAUAGAAACAUGUUGAGUACUAGGUAAGACAUUAAAGUGAACUCAAAUUUCUGUCUUACUUGCAUUGAAGUAUUCAACAUUUCAUACCCUUAUCCGGAUUUUUUGUAUACCAAUUUUGGAUUUUAAGAUAUAGACGCAUAAUAAACACUUCAAUACAAUUGUCAUUGCCUUGGACUGUCAACGUCUGCAGGUAUUACUUUAAGCUAUUAGAGCCUCUUCC
Molecule: messenger RNA, 2390 nt
Organism: Cuscuta europaea
Lineage: Eukaryota; Viridiplantae; Streptophyta; Magnoliopsida; Solanales; Convolvulaceae
Source: the annotation of a GenBank genome assembly